Molecule: messenger RNA, 1853 nt
Organism: Nomia melanderi (Alkali bee)
Lineage: Eukaryota; Metazoa; Arthropoda; Insecta; Hymenoptera; Halictidae
Gene: Cds
Product: CDP-diacylglycerol synthase
Cellular component (GO): endoplasmic reticulum membrane
Molecular function (GO): phosphatidate cytidylyltransferase activity
Source: RefSeq, a predicted model, not a curated record
GAGGAAGCUCGAAACAAACCGAACAUCGACGAUGAUUAUUCCCUGCGCUAAGCUGUCAGUUUGCCUUGCGCAAAGAUGAUAGCUGUUUGUCAUGUUUGCUCCAUUCAAUUAAUUAUUUAAACAUGUAAAUAUGCAGAUGAGCCAUAUAAAUCAGUGGUCACUGUGUUAUUUUUUAUUUUAAGUUUUUCAUACGAAUACAAGUGCCGUAAAUCAUUCACCGAGUGAAAAAUGACGGAAAUUCGGAAGAGAAUAGUUGUCAAUGACGAUCAGAAGGAAGAUGUGGAAUCCGAGGAUGACGCGAAAUUGGAGGUGGAUGAGCUGGCUAAGACUCUACCGCAAGGAACCGAUCAUACUCCUCACAUUUUAGAUUCAGCACUUUCUGGCUUACCCGAUCGCUGGAAAAACUGGGUUAUUAGAAGUAUUUUUACAUUAUUUAUGAUUGCUGGAUUUUGUGGUAUUAUUUACAUUGGACCAUUAGCACUGAUGGCUACAACACUGGUUGUACAAGUAAAAUGUUUUCAAGAAAUCAUUAACAUCGGAUAUGCAGUCUAUAGAAUUCAUGGCUUACCAUGGUUCAGAUCUCUCUCAUGGUAUUUCUUAAUUACUUCCAAUUAUUUCUUUUAUGGAGAAAAUUUAAUGGAUUAUUUUGCUGUAGUAAUCAACAGAACAGAAUAUUUACGUGUACUUGUUACCUAUCAUCGUUUUAUUUCAUUUUGUCUAUACAUUGUUGGUUUCGUAUGGUUUGUACUGUCACUUGUAAAGAAAUAUUAUAUGAAACAGUUUUCUCUGUUUGCUUGGACACAUGUCGCUCUACUUAUUGUUGUGACGCAAAGUUAUCUUAUAAUUAAGAAUAUCUUUGAAGGUUUAAUAUGGUUCAUUGUUCCAGUUAGUAUGAUAGUAAUAAAUGAUGUGAUGGCAUACAUGUUCGGUUUCUUUUUCGGUAAAACACCUUUAAUUAAAUUAUCACCGAAAAAGACAUGGGAAGGUUUCAUAGGUGGUGGUAUUUCAACAGUGAUACUUGGUUUAGUGAUAUCAUACAUUAUGUGUCAGUACCGUUACUUCGUCUGCCCUAUCGAGUACAGUGAAGCAUUAGGACGAAUGACUAUAGAUUGUGAACCAUCCAGUUUGUUCCAACCUCAAGAAUAUACCUUGCCUAACAGUCUACAAGUUGUUUGGAAAGUGAUUAGUGGAAAAUCUACUGUAACACUGUAUCCAUUUUUACUUCAUUCACUAUCAAUGUCUGUAUUCAGUUCUGUAAUUGGACCAUUCGGAGGAUUCUUUGCCAGUGGUUUUAAGAGAGCAUUCAAGAUUAAGGACUUUGGAGAUAUUAUACCUGGUCAUGGAGGAAUAAUGGACAGAUUCGAUUGUCAGUAUUUAAUGGCAACAUUUGUGAACGUCUAUAUAUCUUCAUUUAUUCAAACUGCUUCACCUCAAAAACUUCUACAACAGGUAUAUAGCUUAAAACCAGAGCAACAGCUGCAGUUAUUCCAAACACUAAAGGAUUCACUAGAGAACAGGGGUUUAUUGAAUAUGUAUUAAUGUUUCAUCAUCCAUUGAAAUGAUUAACUAUAAGAAUUUACUUUUAAUUAAUAGAAGAUGUUAGAAAAGACUAACCAUUGUCAUUUCUAACAUUUAUCUAAAUAUUGUGUGCAAUGUAUGAGUGUACAAAUUGCAUUAACAAUAUUAGUCGCUAUUUCGUAUGAAAUUAUGAUAGUAAAUUUUAUUUUAUGAUUAGAAGAUUAAGAAAUAUGUCGUGCAACAUUUGCAGUUUCUUUGCAUUCCGCAACAAACAGUCCAUUUUUUUUUAUCAAGAAAAAAUGUUUAUUAAACUGUGAUGAUAAUAGAAAUUCAAU